GGAAGACGAUCCAAAGGGGUUGGGGGUAGAGGACGGGAGCUGAAGAACAAGUUGAAGCUUCUUACACGUCCUAUUUAUACAAAAUUGUAUCAGGUGAUCUCUUUCUCACUCUAUCUGGUAAAUGAUCAGGUGUAUGGAUUUCCCACUCAUGAGUCUGCAGCAGUGGUUCUGAAAUUUCUAGAGGAUUAUACAGGAAAAGGAACUGUGUAUGCUUUAGAGGUUAAGGUUUCCAAAGAAGGGCAUAGAGCAUAUGCUAAAGUACAGUUUACCAAUAACAGAAGUGCCGAGGAUAUCAUCUCAUUGGCAAAUCAGUGGCUCUGGUAUAGGUCUUCUUAUUUGAAAGCUUGGGAAAUGGACUCUGACAUCAUACCAAUGCCUCGGACCUAUGCGCAUUGCAUGGAACAGUUAAAUGGUGCUCCUCGGAUCUAUGAUCAAGUUGAAGAUUCCCUUCAUAGCUAUUUCAAGGAAACCCCUAAUGAUCAAUGGGUCAGGACAACUGAUUUCACCCAAUCAUUCUGUAUCGGGCAAUCUUCUAGUUUAUGUCUGGAGAUUCCUUACGGAAUUCAGCUUCCAAAUUUCCACAAAAUCUUUCCUUAA
Molecule: messenger RNA, 597 nt
Organism: Ilex paraguariensis (yerba mate)
Lineage: Eukaryota; Viridiplantae; Streptophyta; Magnoliopsida; Aquifoliales; Aquifoliaceae
Source: the annotation of a GenBank genome assembly